Micromonas pusilla CCMP1545 is the source of this 345-nucleotide messenger RNA. RefSeq lists its product as uncharacterized. The record is from RefSeq and is a predicted model, not a curated record. Lineage: Eukaryota; Viridiplantae; Chlorophyta; Mamiellophyceae; Mamiellales; Mamiellaceae. The coding region runs from base 1 to 345 and encodes 114 amino acids. The transcript has a single exon.
AUGUCGUCGCGGGGGGACUCGGACGACUUCGCCCGCGGGUACGGCACGCGCGCGGGCGCCGCCUACUCCACGCGAACGCCGCCGCCGAACGACGCGGAGGCGUCGCCGUCGCGCUCGUUGGGGUCCGUGUCCUGGCGGAACACUCCCGCGGGCGUAUCCGACCUCGACACCCCGAACAGCGAGAGCGUCUUCUCGCCGCAUAAGGCGCGUUAUCCUUACACCGGUCCCCAUACGACCGCGUUCGCGCGGUGCACGCCGAUCCUUAAGGACUUUUCCCGGCGUCUCUCUCCGCCCAGGGCCCCUCGCUUUCGAUCCCCGCGCUCGACGCCUUUCGACUCCAACUGA